CACUCCCCAUAGUUUGGACCCUCUCCGCUUCCCGUCCGCCUGAGGGUGACCGAGCGGCAGAGAGCAGGUGGCGUUCCAGAAGGUGGUGGCGGGGCACGGUCGUUGCGGUAGCCGCCUGCCUUCCUCCCCUUCAUAAGAUGGCGGCGUGUGCUCCUCCGUCUCAGCAGUUCUGCGUGGCCGAGGAACGGAGCGGCCACUGCGCCGUGGUGGAUGGGAACUUUCUCUAUGUGUGGGGGGGAUACGUGUCAAUUGAAGAAAAUGAAGUGUAUUUGCCUAAUGAUGAGCUUUGGCUCUAUGAAAUUGAUAGUGGGUUAUGGACAAUGCACCUAAUGGAAGGAGAGCUACCUACUUCUAUGUCAGGAAGUUGUGGAGCUUGCAUUAAUGGGAAGCUGUAUAUAUUUGGCGGAUUUGAUGAUAAAGGAUACAGUAAUCGGCUGUAUUAUGUUAAUUUGCGAACAAGAAAUGGAACCUAUAGAUGGAAAAAAAUUACAGACUUUAAAGGUCAACCUCCUACACCACGUGACAAGCUUUCCUGUUGGGUGUAUAAGGACAGAUUAAUAUAUUUUGGUGGUUAUGGAUGUAGGAAACACAAUGAACUGAGUGAUUGUUUUGAUGUUCAUGAUGCAUUUUGGGAAGGGCAGAUAUUUUGGGGAUGGCAUAACGAUGUUCAUGCUUUUGAUACAAACACACAAACUUGGUUUCAACCAACAAUUAGAGGUGGAGUUCCACCUCAGCCUCGAGCAGCUCAUACAUGUGCUUUGCUGGGAAAUAAGGGUUACAUCUUUGGAGGACGAGUGCUGCAAACUAGAAUGAAUGAUUUGCACUGUCUGAAUUUAGACACUUGGAUUUGGUCUGGAAGAAUUCAUAUUAGUGGAGAGAAACCAAAAGAUCGAUCGUGGCACACUUUGACUCCUAUAGCAGAUGAUAAACUUUUCCUAUUUGGUGGACUGAGUUCAGAUAAUGUUCCUCUAAGUGAUGGUUGGAUUCAUAGUGUCACAACAAAUGGAUGGAAACAACUUACCCACUUACCUAAGAGUAGGCCUAGGUUGUGGCACACAGCCUGUCUUGGCACAGAAGGAGAAGUGAUGAUCUUUGGUGGGAGCAAAGAUGACUUGCAUUUCUUGGACACAGGUCACUGCAGUGAUUUAUUGAUUUUUCAAACUCAACCUUACUCACUUCUCAGAUUGUGCCUUGACUGCAUUGGUAAAAAUGCCAGCCUUUUAAAGAAUCAAAUAUCCUGGUUACCAUCCAAAAUUUUGCCACAAGUGUUGAAAAAAAUAACCUUUUGGGCUGCAGCUAACCAUCGGCAAGAGAAAAAAGCUGAAAUUGAAAGACAAGAGCAAAUAAAUGUCACCUGAACAAGGACAAAAAAGAUAUUGACCACUAUAUGUAUUUAUAGUGAACAGCAAAGAUUUUUGUUAGUGAUUGUUUACUAGCAGUAUACAUAAGGUAUUUGGUAGGCUGAGUUUCUACAAAAAAAUCCUUUUUGUUUCCUGAGGUAUUGAAAAGAGUGAAAACUAAAUAUUCUAUGUUGUAAUAACACCACUUGAGGUUGCAGAAAUUAACUUCUGCUCUUAUGGUCUUGGUAAGUGACUUCAUAAAAAGUACUCUUUUGGAAAGGAACAGAAGACACAGAACUUUUUCAGAUGCAUAAAAAUUUCUCUUUCUGAUUUAAAAUCUUAUUUCCAGUUUUGUCACAUCAGCACUUGCUGAUGAAGACAAAAUGAGUUUGACACAGUAUCCCUGUUAAUUUAACUCUUGUUAAUAUGAUUAUAAUUGCAAAUCCUUUUGUUUGAUUUAUUUCCUUUAACAGCAGCAUAUGAAAGUUUGAUUAUUGAUAUUGGGAGGUAACCAUCCUACACAAAAGCAGAACAACCAACACGCUGGCUAACUGUGGAACUUUAAAAGUAAAAAAAAAAAAAAAAGAUAUUAAGCUAAAUAAUUUUGUAUGUGAAAAUUCAAAUGCAGUUCAUAACAUUGUUUUACUGUAAUUCUCUAAUCAAUGACAUUUUUUCAAAAUAGAUUUUAUAUAUAUUUUAUUUUGAAUGUAUAAAGUUUAUAUUUAAUUUUGGUUCAAAAUAUUUUGUUUAUUUAUUGUAAAAAGCUUAUAUAGAAUUACUAUUUUCCUAUCUGUUUCAGGUAUUUAGUUAGUUGGGACCCAGUCAUUAAAUUUUUAUGUAAACAGUAUAUUUGAAUGUAGACCUAUUCUGAUUAGUUUUUACUAUUUUUUACAAUCUCACUACAAAAUCCUAUGUAAUUAGGAAAGGAGAUUUUGUAGUGAAUGUGUAUCUUAGAAGAAAAUAUAUUAUGACUGAGUAUCACAGUUGAGCCAUAUUUUCCUAUUUUCUUCAACUAAGGAGACAUUUGAUAUUAGCAAAAAAAUUGUGAAGUGGGGAUGUAAAUUGUCCAGGUAUGUGGCCUUUAUGUUAAAAGGGAUUUCCCCACACAAGGAAAUGGUUCAAAUGAUUAAACUGGUCCCAACGACUGUAAAAUUUUCUUAGGUAAAGCAUCCCCUUCUUCCACUUCUUAACAUAUAGCUGGAUUUGCAGCUCUUACCCUGCAGAACAUGGGGCAGUUUCAAAUACAUCCUACCACAAUGUGUAUAUUAAUUACUUCGAUUUUAUUAUGACCCUCAUCCUGCAAAGACUUAUGUGCAUGCUUGACUUCAAGCACGUGAAUAGUCCUAUUGAGUUCAGUGGGAUUACUCACAUGCUUAAAGUUAUGCACAUAUAUGAGUCUUUGAAGGAUCAGGGCCUAUAAGAGCUCUUUAGACCAUCAUUUGAACUGAUCUGAUCAAAUUUGAAGAUAUCACCUCCAGGCUCCACCUCUAUCCUCCAGCUUUUAUGACUGAGUUCAGAAGUGUUGCAAGUCCUUUUCAAAUUGGUUCUUUCACAUACGGAAUUAUAUUUUCCUCAGAUAGGAGUUACGGUUAAGGAUAGAUAUAAUCAUUUUGGAAUUAAUUAUACAUCCUUAAAAGACAGCUUUUUCCAUGAGUAUCUAUAUUAAUGAUACUAGGGACAAUCCCCCCUCAAAUCCACAUGGUGUUCUGCUUCCCCAUAUGUACAGAAUUCACAAUGACAUCAUUGAGAGAUCUACAUGCAUAGAGGAAUACUGAAGUAUUAUUCCUACUGUACAGAUGUGAGAGGAGAAUUUUGUCCAUUGACUUACAGAGGAAAUAGGAUCAAAAUGUUUUGUGGCAAUAUGUAAUCCUUAAUCCGUUUGCUAUAGUUUUGCCACUGCACAUAUGCUGCUGUCAACAUUUAAAAUCAGUGGAAUGUUAGAUGUACAUGGGACAUUCAACAGAACAGCAAGUGCACUUUAUAGGAAUGUUCCUGGGGAACAUUUAGCACUAGGAGAAGUCAAAAUGACUAAUUUCAGACUGUAUGCAGCAGUGGAAAAUUUGUGAUAAUUAUCUUAAUACAAGCAGUUUCGUUUUUAUUACACUUGGGUAAAUGUUCUUAUGUAAAGAAGUUAAUUUAAAAAAAAAAGGUAAAAUACCAGCAAUUUUUUUUAUGGAGACUGUGUUCAGAUUCAGUUAUAGAUAUUAUCAAAAGUGCCUUUAGCACCAUGUUAUGUUUUCAUUAAUGUUUCAGAAUAUCUGCCGUUACUACUUUGUUUACUGUUAUAAACUAGAAUAAAAAUGUGCGUUUUUGACAGACUACAUUGUAAAUCAGUUAUGAUCACAGACUGCAAAAUAUUUUACAAUUCUAUCAUAAGUAACAUGUUUCCA
This is a messenger RNA of Mauremys reevesii (Reeves's turtle), 3730 nucleotides long. It is a transcript of the gene KLHDC1, whose product is annotated as kelch domain containing 1. Gene Ontology annotation, molecular function: protein binding. The coding region runs from base 138 to 1358 and encodes 406 amino acids. The transcript has 13 exons. Lineage: Eukaryota; Metazoa; Chordata; Testudines; Geoemydidae. The record is from RefSeq and is a predicted model, not a curated record.